CAUGGAUUCCGUCAGUGCUAAUUACGACGAACAACAGCAAAGGAAUGAAAUUACCGCCAUAUCCCAGUAUGGCCUGAAAUUAAAAUUCGAUCAUGUAUGGCCUGAGAAGCGUAAUCAAAAUCUAAGGCCCUCCAUAAAACAAACGCUACCCCUAUUACCAUUGGCCUGCAGAUAUGCCGCCUAUUAUUGGAAAGUGUCACGUGAGGGCCGGCGCUGCUACAUGGACUACUACUACACGGAGCAUAGCAAACAAAUGUACGGCGUACCGUUGGGUGGUAUUGGUGGCGGUACCAUUGGUCGAGGUUAUGCCGGAGAAUUUUGUCGCUUUCAAAUGCGUCCGGGCAUGUAUGAAUACAAUACCGUGCAGGCUAAUCAAUUUAUUGUGACCAUCAAGGAUGUGAAGGGUGAAACGAUUUAUCAGAGUUUGCUGUCAAAGAGUCGUAAUAAUCUCAAAAAUCCCUGUAAUUUCAAAUAUUGCAGUUCGAAUCGUCCCAAACAGCCUCUAGGCAGCUGGCAAUCAAAUUUAGAUGAAUCCCAGUGCUACUACACAGGUUUGUAUCCCCGCUCCUGGACCGAAUAUGAUCUCUCGAAGUAUGGCAUACGUUUGGUAUGUCGUCAAAUAUCUCCGGUUAUACCACAUGAUUACAAAGAAUCCAGUUUACCCUGUGCCGUGUUUAUAUGGUCCGUGGAGAAUGUCGGGGAGGAGGAAAGGACCGUCUCCAUUGCAUUUACCUUUAAAAAUGGCACGGGCAAUAAGAAACAGGAUGCUGAGGGUAAUGCCACCUCCACGCUAUUUUCGGAGGGUAAUGCCAAGGGUGUUACCAUUAAUCAGGUUAUAGCUGAAAUGCCCUGCUCCUAUAAUUUGGCAUGUCGUGUAUUGCCCGAGAUCAACAUUACGCGUUGCACGAAAUUUGAUCCUUGCGGUAGUGGAGAACAUUUGUGGCAGCAGUUAAAGGAGCAGGGGCAAUUGAAUGAUGCGGCUGCGGAUGAAACUUUGAAAUCCAACGAUUUGGGUGUGGCCAUAUGUGCCCGAGUGGCCUUGAAACCCAAAUCCAACCACGAUUUAGAAUUUUCAUUGGCCUGGGAUAUGCCAACCAUACACUUCCCCAAAAAGCUUAAGGCCCACACCCGUUACUAUACGAAAUAUUUCAGUGCCAAUGGGGAGAGUGGCCCGAAAAUUUGUGAAUAUGCUUUGAAAAAUUACGGCAAUUGGGAAAAGCUUAUCGAUAAUUGGCAAAGGCCCAUCUUGAAUGAUGAAGGACUUCCAGAUUGGUAUAAGAGCGCCAUAUUUAAUCAGCUUUAUUAUAUAUCGGAUGGCGGUACCCUGUGGCUGCUGUGUGAUUCCUCAUUGGGUCAGGAAUUGGAAUAUAAUGAUCCAAGAAUUGCCUAUGGUCGCUUUGGCUAUCUGGAAGGUCAUGAAUAUCGCAUGUAUAACACCUAUGAUGUCCACUUUUAUGCUUCUCCGGCCAUUGCCCAUCUAUGGCCUAAUCUACAGGUGAGCCUCCAAUAUGAUUUCAAGGAUGCCAUUGCGGCGAAUCUUACAGAUACCCGUAAAAUGCUGUACGAUGGCAAAAUAAUGCCACGUAAAGUGAAAAAUUGUGUACCCCAUGAUUUGGGUGACCCGGAUGAGGAACCAUUUACCCUGAUCAAUUGUUAUAAUAUACAUGAUGUUAAUGAUUGGAAAGAUUUGAAUACGAAAUUCGUGUUACAAGUCUAUCGAGAUUAUUAUGUCUUGAAUGAGUUGGCUCAGGCUCAGGCGGAUAAUGCAAGUAAAUUUAGUUCGAUUGAAUUUAUCGAUAAGGAUAGUUUGUAUGAAAUGUAUACGCAGGAUAAUAAGAGGAAAAAUUCCGUGGAGGAGAAGAAGGAAAAUCGCAAAUCCGCUUCUAUGUAUAUAAAUGAAACCAAUGGCAGGGUAUAUUUGAUGGAUGCCAUGACCUAUCUUAAGGCCAUGUAUCCCUCAUGCAAGGCCAUUAUGGAAAGGACAAUUGAAUAUGAUAGGGAUAAUGAUGGUCUAAUUGAGAAUACCAAAAUGCCCGAUCAAACCUAUGAUUCGUGGGUUAUGGAGGGGCCAAGUGCUUAUUGUUCGGGUUUGUGGUUGGCUGCCCUGCAAAGCAUGUCGGUAAUGGCCACAAUUUUGGAUCAACCCAAUGACUGUAUACGUUAUCAAGAUAUUUUGGAAAAGGGUAAAAAGUCCUUGGAUGAGAAGUUAUGGAAUGGCAGCUAUUAUCGUUUUGAUACCUGUGCAAGCCACAAGGAUACCAUUAUGGCAGAUCAGCUGUGUGGCCAUUGGUAUUUGAAGACAUGUGGUUUUGAUUAUGAAAUCUAUCCCAAAGAAAAUGUCCGCUCCGCGUUGAAGGAAAUCUACAAAAACAAUGUCAUGGGUUUCCAUAAUGGCAAUAUUGGUGCUGCUAAUGGUUUCAUUGCCAAUCCGGACAGCGAAAAACCUGGCCAUGUGGAUACCAGCAGCAUACAAGCAGAAGAGGUGUGGCCUGGGGUUACAUUUGCCCUGGCUGCCACCAUGAUCCAGGAGGGUAUGUUCGAGGAGGGUUUCAAAACUGCCGGAGGGCUUUAUGAGACAAUUUCCGAGAAGUGUGGCAUGAAUUUUGAAACUCCUGAGGCAUUUUAUGGUGAAAAACGUUAUCGUUCGAUUGGCUACAUGCGGCCCUUGAGUAUUUGGUCUAUGCAGGUGGCCUGGGAAAGGCGUAAGGCCUUGAGGGAUUAAGGGGCUUGAAAAAGAAAGGAA
Molecule: messenger RNA, 2743 nt
Organism: Musca vetustissima
Lineage: Eukaryota; Metazoa; Arthropoda; Insecta; Diptera; Muscidae
Product: non-lysosomal glucosylceramidase
Exons: 10
Coding region: 2-2722 (906 amino acids)
Biological process (GO): carbohydrate metabolic process; glucosylceramide catabolic process
Cellular component (GO): membrane
Molecular function (GO): beta-glucosidase activity; glucosylceramidase activity
Source: RefSeq, a predicted model, not a curated record